This is a messenger RNA of Aureobasidium musti, 706 nucleotides long. Lineage: Eukaryota; Fungi; Ascomycota; Dothideomycetes; Dothideales; Saccotheciaceae. The record is from the annotation of a GenBank genome assembly.
CAUGUUUUCAAACCUCAAGCCCCUAAUCCUGCACGCCCACACCACCGGCCCCAACCCCAUAAAAAUCGCCAUCGUCCUCGAAAAGUUGCAAAUCCCCUACACUAUCAAACUCUGGGAAUUCGGCGAUAAUCCCGAGAACGGUCUCAAAGGACCAAAAUUCCUAGCCAUCAACGAAAAUGGCCGUGUUCCUGCCCUCCAAGACCCCAAUUCCGGAGUUGUAUCUUGGGAGUCUGGUGCUGUGAUGAACUACAUCAGAAGAAAGUACGAUACAGAGAAUAAAUUGGGACCGCAAGGAAAGACCGAACAGGAUAUUGUGGAUUUUGAAAAGUGGGAGUAUNUUUUGCUUACCACUUUGGGACCGAUGACUGGACAGACGAAUUGGUAUAGGUUUGGUUGUGAAGGUUUACUGAUUGGCUGGGUANGGCAUUACAAUGAGGUCAAGAAUGAAGAUGCGCUGAACCGUUAUGCGGCACAGACGUACCGCUGCUAUCAGGUUCUUGAAGGUCAGUUGAAGAAGACUGGAGGUGAGAGCAUCUUGCCUGGUGGUUAUACGGCUGUGGAUGCACAUUUCGAGCCCUGGAUCCGCCAACAUGCUUAUGCACAGCUGAGUCUUGAUGACUAUCCUAUGGUGUCGAAGUGGCUGAAGAAGUACGGAGAGACAGAGGAGGUUAGGGCUGCCUAUAAGAAGAUUCAAGACGCAACUUCG